Nymphalis io (European peacock) is the source of this 1724-nucleotide messenger RNA. It is a transcript of the gene ChLD3, whose product is annotated as chitin deacetylase 1. Gene Ontology annotation, molecular function: protein binding; chitin binding. The coding region runs from base 18 to 1592 and encodes 524 amino acids. Gene Ontology annotation, cellular component: extracellular region. The transcript has 10 exons. Gene Ontology annotation, biological process: carbohydrate metabolic process. The record is from RefSeq and is a predicted model, not a curated record. NCBI's taxonomy places the organism in Eukaryota, Metazoa, Arthropoda, Insecta, Lepidoptera, Nymphalidae.
GUGUCUGAGCUCGCAACAUGGCUCGCCUUUCACGUAUUUAUAAUGUGUUAACCGUCGCAUUUAUAUGGAUAGGCAUAGAUGGAAAACACGUGAACAAAAGAAGCUUGCCUGAUGUGAAGUGUCAUGAAACUGGACGGUUCUACAGGAAUCCUGACCGAACGGAAGAUGUAAUGUGGACGGGCGACGAGUGUUCCCGUUACUAUCUUUGCUUAGAAGGCGAUGUGUUCGAUUUCCAAUGUUCUAAAGGCCUACUCUUCGAUGUCAACCGACAACUAUGCGAUAUGCCACAGAAUGUACAUAACUGUGAUCUUACAACAGAAACGCUAAUACCAAAACCUCAGUUGGAAAAUGCAAAAUGCGCUAACGAAACCCACCUGGGUUGUUCUGACGAUACUUGUGUCCCCGCUGAAUACUUCUGCGAUGGCGCCCUGGACUGCGAAGAUUCUUCCGAUGAGGGUUGGUGCGAUAUCAACUACGAUCCAAACGCUGCUGCCCCUUGCAACACAGGGAUGUGUCUCUUGCCAGAAUGCUUUUGCACGAAGAAUGGAAAUCAAACACCGAAUAACCUCGUCUCGAGCCAGACACCACAAAUGAUCACCCUCACAUUCGACGGCGCGGUAAACCAUGAAAAUUGGGAUACUUAUUCGAGACAACUCUUCACGCCCGAACGCACGAAUCCUAACGGAUGUCAUAUAAAGGCAACAUUCUUCAUAUCACAUCCGUACACUAAUUACCGACACGUACAAAAACUGUGGAACGAUGGACAUGAAAUAGCCGUCCAUUCUAUUACGCAUCGCGGUCCAGAGGAAUGGUGGUCCAAAAAUGCUACAGUUGAAGACUGGUUCGACGAAAUGGUUGGACAAGCAAAUAUAAUCAAUAGAUUUGGAAGAGUUUGGAUGGAAGAUUUUAGAGGAAUGCGAGUCCCAUACUUGUCUGUCGGUUGGAACAGGCAGUUUCUAAUGAUGCAAGAGUUCGGCUUCGUAUACGACGCGACAGUGGUGGCACCAUUAGCUGAUCCACCGUAUUGGCCAUACACUUUAGAUUAUAAAAUGCCUCAUCCUUGUACAGGAAAUAAUCAAUAUUGUCCAACAAGAAGCUAUGCCGGUCUAUGGGAAAUGGUCAUUAAUCCUCUCGUCAAUGGUGACCACACGUGUGCUACAUUGGAGUACUGUCCAUCCAAUCUCAACGGUGAUGACGUAUACGACAUAUUGUUAAACAACUUUAAAAGACAUUAUUUAAAAAAUCGAGCUCCAUUUGGUAUACAUUUAAGUUCCACGUGGUUGAAGAACAAUAACUACUUGGCUGCUUUGAAGAAAUUCAUAGAUGAGCUGCUAAAGCUUCCAGAUGUAUAUUUUGUAACAUAUCGUGAAGUAAUCGAUUGGAUUAAACGACCGACACCUGUUCUGCAACUCAAAAAGUUUCAACCAUGGCAAUGUAACAACCGACGCUUCGAAGAAUCCGAAAUCGCUUGCAACAAACCGAGGACUUGUAAACUACCGUCCAAAGUCUUAGAACAUGACAAAUAUAUGAUCACGUGCAUGGAUUGUCCAAAAUCUUAUCCAUGGAUAAGAAACGAAUUCGGUUACGAAUAACAAAUCUAAAACAAUAGACAAAUAUCAAAGUUACCAAUUAUAUUUAAGGUUUUUAAAUCUAUUAAUGUAGCAAAUUUUUAUUAAAGAAUAUUAUUGAUAACUACGGCAUCUACGCCAUUCCUAUAAUGUAGU